Molecule: messenger RNA, 1502 nt
Organism: Phytophthora infestans T30-4
Lineage: Eukaryota; Oomycota; Peronosporomycetes; Peronosporales; Peronosporaceae
Product: adenylate kinase, putative
Exons: 2
Coding region: 24-1502 (492 amino acids)
Biological process (GO): nucleobase-containing compound metabolic process
Cellular component (GO): mitochondrion; cytoplasm
Molecular function (GO): ATP binding; AMP kinase activity
Source: RefSeq, a predicted model, not a curated record
CCUCAUCCGAGCAGCAGGGGGCGAUGGUGCUUCAGCUCUUCGUAAAUGGGCCUCCUGGCUCGGGUAAAACCACGCUUGCUAAAAUGCUGUGCGAGGAGUUCAACCUUGAAUUUGUCGCGACAGGGGAGCUGUUGCGGGAGAACAUGAAGAUGCAGACAACGGCAGGCCGCAGAGCCCAGCGCUGUAUUGCUGCGAACAAGCUAGUCCCUGAUCGCGUGGUGCUCGACAUGAUGGAAGCCAAGGUUGCGAGCUGCACAGCGCGCGGUCGUACAGGUUGGGUACUGGACAGCUUCCCACGCACGACUGACCAGGCCAAGUCGCUAAUUGCAAAGCCUCACCUCUGUCCUGCCGUUGUGAUUCUACUCGAGCUAUCCCAAGAAGACUGCACUGGCCGUAUCACUGGCCGUCUCUUCGAUCCUGUGACGGGUGCAAUCUUCCACUCACCAAACAGUCUUCCGCAAGACCCGGUAGUUCGUGCGAGGCUCUCGAGACGGCGAGAUGAUACCAGUGAGUGUCUUGAGCCUCGAUUUGAGGCGUAUCGGACUUUCGGAGAGGCGACAAACGAGAUCUUCGUUAGCUGUCAGGCCGUAGUGCAUCGAAUUGACGCCUCCAUACCAUCGGCCGCAUGUGUAGAAAACGUCUCAGCGCUGCUCCAUUCGCUGGUGACAAAACCUCAAAAAAGGUUUCCCUUUUGCAGUAGUAACAACAACAACCAGGAAAACAACAACCAGGCUCAGAGCACUGAUAAUAAGAAAGCUGUGCAUCCUCAACGUCCACAGACCAUUCACGAGACACCGGAUAAGGACGACGACAUGCAGAGAUACCAGUACGAUUGGGAAGACGAUAAUUCAACUGUUCUGCCCCUACCCGUUCUCUCAUCAAAGCUAGGCACUUCAACUGAACGUAAAUCUCUUCCUCCUCCUCCUACUCCUCCUCGUGUACCAAUGCUACGACCGCUACCGACACCAACAGACAGACUAAAGACCCUCCAAGGAUCCAGCGAAGCCGUAAACUCACCCAUUCAGUCUGUGAUAGUGCGCGACUCGACCAGUGUUCGAAGCAGUAGUGGUAGCAGCGUUCAGAGUAACAUGAGCAUAACAAGCGUGGAGACAGCGGCUGCGUCUGUUGACAUGGACACUUUCAAGGAGCUGCUCCUAGACGGAUUCGAAGCCGUAAAACACGGUCGGCGUGGUCGACCACACCCGCGACUCAUCUUCACCGACCUUGAAUUCAAACGAGUUUUCUGGCAGAAGGCUAUGGGUCCAGCCGAUCGAGUAGGGAAAGGCAAACACGCGCGUCUGGAGCAGAGUAUUGUCGUCGGGGAUGUGAUUCAAGUCGCGCGUGGUAUGAAAACGGAUGUGCUCAAGCGAUCCGGCAAUGUUGCACGUUAUGAGUGUUACGUAUCUCUGGUCACGCCCAGACGUACACUGGACUUAGAAUUGCCAACCCCCCAGUUAGCCGACUUCCUGCAGCGAGGGUUCGAACAGCUUUUGCAUCUCUGA